Molecule: messenger RNA, 712 nt
Organism: Mesitornis unicolor (brown roatelo)
Lineage: Eukaryota; Metazoa; Chordata; Aves; Mesitornithiformes; Mesitornithidae
Gene: PRDX6
Product: peroxiredoxin 6
Exons: 5
Coding region: 1-630 (209 amino acids)
Biological process (GO): cellular oxidant detoxification; cell redox homeostasis
Cellular component (GO): cytosol; mitochondrion
Molecular function (GO): peroxiredoxin activity
Source: RefSeq, a predicted model, not a curated record
AUGGGCUAUUCCAGCAUCCCCUGGGGGAUCCUGGAAGGAGAGGGUGAAUGGGGCAUCCUCUUCUCCCAUCCGCGGGACUUCACCCCCGUCUGCACCACAGAGCUUGGCCGGGCAGCGAAGCUGGCGCCCGAGUUCAGCAAGCGCAAUGUGAAGCUGAUCGCCCUCUCCAUUGACAGCGUCCAAGACCACCUCUCCUGGUGCAAGGACAUCAACGCGUAUAAUGGGGAGCAGCCUGAGGAGAAACUCCCUUUCCCCAUCAUUGCUGAUGCAAACCGGGAGCUCUCUGUCAAGCUGGGCAUGCUGGACCCAGAUGAGCGGGACAAGGACGGCAUGCCCCUGACUGCUCGUGUGGUGUUCAUUUUUGGUCCGGAUAAGAAGCUGAAACUCUCCAUCCUGUACCCAGCCACCACUGGGAGAAACUUUGAUGAAAUCCUGAGAGUGGUGGACUCCCUGCAGCUGACAGCGUACAAGAAGGUUGCUACCCCUGUGGACUGGAAGCCUGGUGACAGCGUCAUGGUCGUGCCCACCUUACCUGAUGAGGAAGCCAAGAAGCUCUUUCCCAAAGGAGUCUUCACGAAGGACCUCCCGUCGGGCAAGAAGUACCUGCGGUACACGCCACAGCCAGAGUGAGCAGGUGUGCCCAUCCUGCCGGGCUGCGGGUCGUUCAGCAUAGGGAAAACUUCCCUGUGCCCAGCUCCUGCCUCCCUGGCAC